CUUUGAGUAUAGAUUUGAAUAAGAAACUAACAUUCCCCUUAUUGAUAUUAUUACCCAUUAUAUUUCUAAUAAAAAGGAUUGAAGUCAAUCUUCUUUUUAAUGAUAAUGAAUAGUUACUAUGCCAAAAUUUAAUAUAAACUUUUGAGUUCUAUAAAGAUCAUGUGGAUACAACCAGACACAGACACACACACACACACAUAUAUAUAUAUAUAUAUAUACAUAGAUACGCAUAUACAAACAUACAUACAUGCAUCACAGAUACAAACAUAGUUUUGGGCAAAUUUAAAAGGAACUCAUUAUGAUCUGGGUAAUUGAUUCAUUCAGAAGACAAAUAUUUAUCACUAUGCAAUAUCAUCAUCAUUGAAAUGAUCAUUUUGACAAAAGAACAUUUCCUUCAUGACUUUUAUUGAUUGAUUAUGAUUUUGUUUGUUUGAAUCAAUGAAUAAACAGUAUAGAAAUAGAAUAAUCAUCAUAACAAUGUCUAUUUACUACUACUACUACUACUACUAUUUACAUGAUUAUUAAGUAGUAUACAUUGAUUAAGUGGAUUCAUUAUUUUACAUUAAUCCAUUUCAUCUAUAGUGACAAAUGAUUCCUUUAUUCUAUCAUGUGAUUCAAUUUGGAAUAUGCUUAAAACCAAACAUUAAACGCUUAAUGUACACCUUCAAAAUCAUAUCAUUUAUACAAAAGUAUAGAUAGAUUGUAUUUAUAUGAAAUUGUAGUCAAAUGAAUACAGACGGUGGACGUUUUGAUUUUAAUGAUGGUGGUACUUAUAUUGGUAAUUGGUAUCAAGGUUCAGCUCAUGGACUUGGUUUAGCUACAGGACCAAAUGGUAUUGGUGAAUAUUCUGGUGAAUGGAAUUUAGGCUUUGAAACAUGUGGUGUAUAUUUAUGGCCAAAUGGAAAUAUGUACGCUGGUACAUGGAUUAAAGGUAAACGUCAUGGUAAUGGUAUUCAAGUAAGAGGAAAAUGGAUUUAUCAAGGUGAAUUUAAUUCAGGUGCUUUUAAUCAAUAUGGAGUGAAAACAUCAAUAAAUAAUCAAGCAAAAUAUGAAGGUAGUUGGAAUGUAAAUCGAUUUGAAGGUUUUGGAAUUGAAACAUGCGCUGAUGGAAGUAUAUAUGCUGGUGCUUGGUCAAAAGGAUUUCGUCAUGGUUUAGGUGUUCGUAAAUCAUUUAUUAGUUAUAAAACUAAUACAACAUUAUCAGAUAAUUCACCAAAUACUACUAUAAACACGGAAACAAUAACUACUACUACUAAUCCUAUUACCACCAUCACCACCACCAUCACCAUCACCACCACCACCUGUACCACCACCACCACCACCACAACAACAACAACAACAACAACAACAAAGAUACCGAUUACAAAAACAGAAUAUCUAAAUGAAUUAGAUCAAAUGAAAAACAUUCAUAUCAUUAAUCAAUCACUUAAAUCUAAUGAUAAACAUCAUAGUUCUAAUAUAAAUUUACCAUUCAAAGAAACUUUAUCCGUAAGUCGUAAAGCUGUAAUUGGUAGAGCAAUUAUGCGUCGAUUAAAAAAACAACAUUCAGCGAUUGAAUUAGGUCGGUCAAUAAAUAGUACUAAUACUACUCCUACUACUCCUACUACUACUAAUACUAAUACUACUUAUAACAAUACUACUACUACUACUAAUGACAAUACUACUACUCCUACUACUACUAAUACUACUAUGAAUAAUCCAUUAAGUAAUCUAAAUGAUACACAUGGAAAUAAUACAACAAAUAAAGAAAAAAUACAAAAAAAUAUUGAUUAUAUUAUUGAUUUUCAAUCAAAUAAUACUAAUAAUCAAUAUAUUAGUGUAAUAGAAAUAUAUUCUGGUGAAUGGUUUCAAGAUCAACGUUCUGGUUAUGGUAUAUCAGAACGUUCUAAUGGUAUAAUAUAUAUUGGUGAAUGGAUACGUAAUCAAAAACAUGGUUAUGGUCUAUUAAUUAAUCCAAAUGGUACACGUGAUGAAGGACAAUUUCAAGCGAAUCAAUUAAUUAAUAAAAUUAAUCGUAAAAAUAAAUUACAUUUAGUACGUCAAACAAAAUUAAAAGAAUGUGUUGAAUAUGCAUUAAUACGUGCUGAAAUUGCAGCAAAACAAGCGAAAUUAAUAGCAUUAGAAGAAGCAAAAGAAAAUGCAUUGAAAGCUCGUAAAGCAUCUGAUUUAGCCAUGUCUAUGAUACAGAAAGCAUUGCAUUUAUCCAAUCAAGCAAGAGAAUUAGCAUUUCAAUUAGAACCGAAAUUUCAUCAACCAGGAAUUGAAUGGAGAAAAAAAUGUCAAUAUGAAAUCAUGAUUGAUGAUUCUUCUAAUGAAAUAAAAUCUUCAAGAUUAUAUUCAUCUAAUAAUUCUAUGAAUCAUUUGCCAACUUCUUCAAAUUUCCCAAUAAAUCAAUCUUAUUCAUCUUCUUCUCCAAUAUUAAAAAUAGAAGAUAUGACAUCUCAUUUAAUGAAUAGUUCAACAAAUCAACCAUUUAUUCAUGAUCGUUUACAACGACAAUAUCCUCAACAAUUACAAUUAUAUUCAAUGAUUAAACCUUCUACAUAUUCAUUAACAAAUAUACAAGAAUUGAAACAACAACAACAACAACAACAACAACAACAGCAACGACAGCAAUAUCCACAAAAAAGACGUAAAUUCUUUCAAAAAUUCUUAUCACGUGACUCUACACCAAAUUCAAUGGAUCAUAUCGAUGAAACAUCUAUGGAUAUAUUUGAAUGUUUUGCAAAUUUGAAUAAUCCACAAUUACAUCGAUCUGUAAAACCAAUGACAAAGAGUAAUGAAUUACUGAAUGUUACCGUGUCACCACCACCAUCGGCAUCAUCAUCAUCAUCAUUAACGACAACAGCAACAACAACAAUAGGAACAAGAACAACAGGAACAACAAUAACAAUAACUGAUGAAUGUAUUCGUCCAUUUUCUGCACCUCAUAAAACAUUUAUGAAUGAAACAUUAUUAAAUGUUAAAGGUAUAACACGAAGUUAUUCACCUAAUGAUAGAAUAAUAUCACCAUUAAAAGAAGUUUCUAAUGAAGAUGUAGAACAAAAAACUAUACCAAUAGAAAGAACUAAUGAAAUGUUAACAAAACAAAUGAGUUCAUCCACUGGUGAUAUUAUAGAUAUAUGUAAAACAUCAAUAGAACCUUAUAUGAAUAGUAUGGUUAAUAUAUCAUCAUAUCGACAACAGUAUCAACAACCAUUGAAUCAUUUAACUUCUUAUACAAAAUCGUAUACUUCUGAAGGAUAUACUUUAUUACCUAAUCAACAUAUUAAAAAAACAUUAUCUCCAAUCCAUUUAUCAACUACUCUACCUAAUAAUACUUCUAUUACAUUAACUCAUAUACCAAAACCUUCUUUAUUAUCGAAUGAAUUGAUGAAUAAACAAAAUAAUCAUGAAAUAUCAUCGAAUAAAAUCAAUAUUCAAUCAAAUUCAUCACAUCCACCUAAAUUAAGUAUGAAUUCAACACAAGAUUCUGGUUAUUUAUCUAUAGAUCCAUAUGAAACUUAUUCUAUUCAAGAAUCAUCUAUGAAUAUGAAUAAACCAACAACAAUUUUAUAUAAACCUACAUUACAAUCAAUCAUUAUGAGAUCUGAUCAAAUGGAUUAUAAUCAAAGAUUAAAUUCGAAAAAAUGUAUCAUUCAAUCAUCAAAUUAUUAUUUUACAAAUGUAUCACCAAAAGUGAAAAAAUUAAAAAUUCCUAUCAAUCAUGAAGAGAUUUCACAAUUCAAUAAACGACAUAUUAUUAUAGCACGACGUAAAUUAUCAACAAGUCCUAAACGAUCUCAUCGAUCAUAUAGUCCCUAUCAUACUGAAGUCUCUAAACAACUCAAAUCUCAUAUUCAUCCACAUUAUUGGAUACCAGAGAAUUAUACAAGUUAUUCAAAGAUGGAUAGUAAACAAUUCAAUAUACCACAAUCUCAAUUAUCAUCAAUACAACCAAUCACUAAAUCGAUUCAUUCAUAUCCAUUAGAUGAUACUGUUGAUGGAAUUGUACCAGAUGUUGAAUGUAUCAGUGAAAAGUCAGAAUUAAGUUCAACAACAAUUCAAUCAACACCUUAUGAUCAAUCAAUCAAUAUUGAUUCAACAAUGAAUGAAUCAGAUCCGAUUCAUAUAAGAGAAUCUCCUAUGGAUUUAAAGAAAUUAUAUUUAUUACGACAUAUUAAUCCAUUAGAUAAUAAUCAAUGGGAUAAUACAAAUUCAUAUGAUGUUAAUCAAUAUCAAUUACCGACAGUUUACGCUACUGAUGACGGACAUCAUGAUGGUGAUGAUAAUGAUGAUGUGAAUGAAAAUGUACGUCCGGUUAUUAUCAAUCCUACUGAUGAUAUAGAUGAUGACGAUAAUGUUUAUGAAGAUAGUGCAACUUUAUAUAAACAGUCUAUAAUUCCAAGGGGUCAUCAUCACUCGUUGGAACGAUAUGGAUCAUUGUUGCCAAAUCAAAGAUUACCUGAUGGUAAACGAAUUAUGAUGAAUGAUCGUUCAACACAAUCUCAAACGAAAUUAUACACUAUACGUAAUUCUAAUUGCUAUCAGAAUUUGCCUCAAAUACCUACCAGUAAAAUGUUAUCUUCACCUUCAUUUAUACAUAAUGAUCAUAUUUAUCAAACAGAUGAAGAUAUUCAUUCAAUGAAUUAUGGAAGAUUUACAUCUGUUGAAUAUAUAAAACCAUCCCAAGGAACUUCGUAUGAAAUACAAGAUUCCACAUAUAUAGAUCCCCGUGAAAUGAAUCGAAUAAAACAAACAAAUUUAGAUAAUCAUAAUCAAUAUAUAAUGAAUAGAACACUUACAGAUAAUAAACAAUUUCGACCAUCAUCAUCACCAUCAACCUCAUCAUUGACAUUAUCCUUGUCAUCGUCAUCCUCCGCCGCCUCCUCCUCCUCCUCCUCAUCAUCAUCAUCAUCAUCAUCAACAACAUCAACAUCAUCAUCAUCAUCAUCAUCAUCAUUAUCUACACCAACAUUAUCUACAGUAUAUACAAAUUCAAUAUGUCCAAGUAAAUGUGUUUCUACACCAUUAACAAAUGCUAAUAUAUUAUGGAGUCAAGAAAUGAAUCCAUUUUCUUUAAGAAAUUCAAUGUAUACAAGAUCAUUAAAACAAUUUCCUAAACAAUUUAUACAAUCUACAUAUCCAAAUUAUAUGUCAUGUAGUUUAACUAGCAAACAAUUUCAACAUAUUUAUCCUCCUCCUCCUCCUCCUCCUCCUCAUCAUCAUCAUCAUCAUCAUCGUCAUCAGCAGCAGCAACAACAACAACAGCAACCACAACAACGACAGCAACAGGAACAACAACGAAAGCAACAGGAGCAACAACGACAGCAACAACAACAACUACUACUACAACGUCAAUCACCAUAUCAACCAUUAGUUGUAUCAAAUUGUUCAUUAUCUCCAUUUAAUAUAAAUCAUAAUGUCAUGAAAUAUUCUACUAUUCCAUUAGAUAAAACAAUAUUCAUGAAAAGAAGAAGAAGACGAUUGACUACUGAUAUAGAUGUCAACAAUUUCAUUUUUACAAAUAGUAGUAAUAAUACUACUACUAGUAAUAAUAAUAAUACUAUGAAUAUUGAUUAUGGCACUACCGAUACUACUACUAAUACUACUGAUACUACUAAUAAUGAGAAAUGGUUAUAUAAUACAAUACAAUCGAAUGAAAUCAAUCUAUCAUCAAUAAAAUCAAAUCAAUUAAGUAAUUUUCAUAUCAAAGAAGAUCGAUUAUUCAUGAAUAAACAUCGUCGUUGUAUAAGUUGGCCUCAUACAUUAUAUGAAACUAUACCAAAGAUAUGCUACAAUGAAUAUAAACAUUCUAUGAUCACUACUAAUAGAAUUAAUAAUAGUAAUGAAUUAAAACAAAAAACAUUGAAUAGUUUACCGGUUACAUUGAAUUCAAAUAGAAAUGUAAUGGAUUCAUACAUUUCAACAACGAAUACAUCGAAUAAGUUAAAUGAGACUUAUUUUUCAUAUAAUAAUCCAUGGUACUCAUUAACUUUAAUGAAUACAGUCAUAUUAAUAUUGGUACUUAUUAUUUCAUUGAUCAAUUGGUUAUGGUAUGAAGAGAAACGAAGAAAAUCGAAUAUACCUUCUUGA
Messenger RNA from Schistosoma bovis, 6075 nucleotides. NCBI's taxonomy places the organism in Eukaryota, Metazoa, Platyhelminthes, Trematoda, Strigeidida, Schistosomatidae. The record is from the annotation of a GenBank genome assembly.